Paramormyrops kingsleyae is the source of this 1286-nucleotide messenger RNA. RefSeq names its product ring finger protein 224 (gene rnf224). The record is from RefSeq and is a predicted model, not a curated record. Lineage: Eukaryota; Metazoa; Chordata; Actinopteri; Osteoglossiformes; Mormyridae.
GCGACCCCGUCCAUGUCUCGGAGCUGAUAAGGUAAUGGGUGGGUACGGGGCAGCGGGAGCCUCAGCGAGAAAACCGGAGGAGCACUAAAGACACACGGUGCUGGAAGAUGUCAAAGGAGGACGGGUCUGUGCCAGAGGCACCAGCAGGGGGCAGUGUGGAACCGGGGGAGCAGCCUUCGCGAGACAGCCGCAAGUUGGAUUGCAUAAUCUGCUAUUGUGCUUACAACCUAAGCGAGAGGCUUCCGCGCAAGCUGUAUUGUGGGCAUACAUUCUGCCAGGCUUGCCUGCGACGACUGGACACCGUCAUUAAUGAACAGCUGUGGAUUCCCUGCCCGCAGUGUCGUCAGAACACACCUUUGCCACGCGGCGGCGCUACUGCGCUCGACCUGGACCUGGCUGCCUUCCUGGGCGUGAAGGCCGAAGCGGAGAACCAGCGAAUCAGCACGCUGCAGGGGGGCGGGAUCCAGCUGGAACACAAGCCUUCAUUCAUGAAGCAGCCAAUCACGGAACAGCCUGCGUCAGCAUGGGCACAUGGGAUGCUAGCAGAGCCCCGCCCCCGGCUGAGCCCCUGCUGCCGGCGAUGCAUGUCCUGCUGCUGGUCAUAAGCGUCACGCGCCUGCUCUCACAAAAACUGAGCAUUUAAGAACAGGAUGGUGUACAAACAGAGCAGCCCAACUACUGAAUCAAGCUCCAUCCAGCUCCCUACAGGAACUGCCACGUGCACGUGCAUAUGUAAAACAUUCUGUCCCGUUUCUAUUUCCGGGAGCCAAGUGCUUUUUUGCCAAGGAUGACACGUUACACGAAACCGUGUUUUGGAAACACUACAGGCUGCUUUCAAUUCCAGGGAUCACUUGUUUUAAAAACCAUGAGUUAGCGAACUUUAAUCACUGCUAACAUGACCUGGCUUUAAACACUGGACAGUCUUACUGGCUGAUGUAAUUGUCCAUGCAGGAACCAGCCCGUGUGGUGACUUGUGUGUUGCUUUUGAUAUGACCUUUAUUUUCCUUAAAGCUGGGCAGAUACACAGCUAGACCAUGGUACAAUGACCUGCCCCUAUCAUGCUAACACUGUUGUAUUGUACACUGUUUGAAGUGUAAUUUUAGAAGCAGGGUUCAAAGGAAUCCAUACGUACGAUUCUGUUUUUACUUUUGUAGUCUCAAAUUAUGGGUGCAAUAUGUCACAUGUUAAAAAUUAAGAGGUCAUACACACACACAUGCAGUGAAACAGCCCACUGAAUGGUAUAGGGCUUUUAAUCUGGUCUUCUACAUCCAAAAGGUCGACAUGAA